ACUAAGUAGUCGGCCGGCUAAAAAUUGCACGUCAGCGCGUAGGCUUCAUAGCGGCAUAUUUGAGAUGACGUGCGCCGAAAAUGAACGACAGAAGCCGAGAACCGAACAACGGAAACGGUAUACUCGCAGAGUUCCAUGUUGGUUCCAUGUAAACGGUCGUGAAUCGAUUGACUGGGUAAAUAGACUGUGAUAGUAUCUAGUAAAUAUAAGAUUAGGGAAAUGGACGAGGAGGAUUGGGCCGAAAAGUUAAUUCAAACCAUCGAAUCAAAACCCGCUCUUUAUAACAGAGCAAUGAGAGAACACUCAGAUAGAAAUACAAUCAAACAACUUUGGAAUGAGGUUUGUGAGGUUAUGGUGGAGAAUUGGAAUGUACUACUUCCAGCGGAGAAGACAGCAAAAGGCAAUGAAAUUCAGCAGCGUUGGCGAAACAUGAGAACGUGCUUUAAGAGAGAAUUAAAUAAACAAAAAAAUAGUGACUGUGGACAAAAGUUUAAACGUCGAAAAUACAUAUACUUUAACAAACUAUUGUUUCUGUUGCCAUCAAUAGAAGACAGAUCAGUUGUAAACGAUAUUAACUCUCCAGGCUCCUCAGUCAAGGAGGAAUAUAAAACUACAUCGGAUAGUGAAGAGGAUGUUUCCGUCCAACACCUUUAUCCUAUCACUACCUUUAACCAACCGCCACAAAAAUCAUAUGAAGAGUCAUUAUUGUCCAUCCUAAAUGAUAAAAAGACAGAGGAUAUAGAUGAAGAUAAGCUUUUCCUGCUUUCUUUAGUACCAUCCUUUAAGAAGUUUACAGACGAUGAAAAAUUAGAAGCGAAAAUGGAAUUUCUCAAAGUAAUCCGACGUAUUACACAGUCCCAUCAGGAUUCAGCCUCUUCAUACCCUACAAAUUCAUGUAAUGACGUUAAAUUAGAAUAAUUGAGCCGCAAUACAGCCAACAACUACAAAAAUUUCCGGAAUUGUGCAUUCAGCCCUGGACCAUCAUCUUCAAAUACAAAUAUUUCAGAUUCAUAGUAUCAUCCCAACCAAUAUCCGCCUUAAUAAUCCUGGGGUGGAACUCUGUAACUAAAUAGCGAUCGGUAGCGAUGAAGAAUACUGAUCUUGGCUUUAAAAACUAAACAGUAAGCGACAUUAUUCUUCAUCAUCACCGAUCGCUAUUUAGUUACAGAGUUCCACCACUUCCUUGUUCUUCCUCAUUCCUUGUAUCACAUGUUUUCGAUUUGGGUUAAAUUUUGUCCAUAUUUACAUGUUUUUUGAAGUUGUUUUGUUCGUUUGA
Sitophilus oryzae (rice weevil) is the source of this 1276-nucleotide messenger RNA. RefSeq lists its product as uncharacterized. The transcript is spliced from 3 exons. Gene Ontology annotation, biological process: regulation of transcription by RNA polymerase II. The coding region runs from base 220 to 918 and encodes 232 amino acids. Gene Ontology annotation, cellular component: transcription regulator complex; nucleus. Gene Ontology annotation, molecular function: DNA binding. Lineage: Eukaryota; Metazoa; Arthropoda; Insecta; Coleoptera; Curculionidae. The record is from RefSeq and is a predicted model, not a curated record.